Messenger RNA from Thlaspi arvense, 1425 nucleotides. NCBI's taxonomy places the organism in Eukaryota, Viridiplantae, Streptophyta, Magnoliopsida, Brassicales, Brassicaceae. The record is from the annotation of a GenBank genome assembly.
AUGGAGGUGGAUAAGUGGAACAGCGACGGUGGUGAAUACACGUCGGAGGACGAAGGGACGGAGGAUUACCGGCGCGGCGGUUACCACGCCGUGCGGAUCGGAGACUCCUUUAAGAACGGUCGGUACGUUGUUCAGAGCAAACUCGGUUGGGGCCAUUUCUCCACUGUCUGGCUCGCCUGGGACACUCAAUCCUCUCACUCAGGCCCGAACGGUCAACAUGUAUGUAUGGUGUUUGAGUACUUGGGAGACAAUCUGUUGACGCUCAUAAAGUAUUCUGACUACCGUGGCUUGCCUCUUCCCAUGGUCAAGGAGAUUUGUUAUCACAUGUUGGUUGGAUUAGACUACUUGCACAAACAGCUCUCGAUCAUACACACUGAUCUGAAGCCUGAAAAUGUCUUGUUACCGUCGACGAUUGAUCCGUCUAAAGAUCCCAGGAAGUCUGGAGCUCCUCUUGUUCUCCCCACUGAUAUGGACAAGACAGUUGACUCCAACGGCGACUUUGUCAGGAAUCGAAAGAAAGAUGUACAUAGAAAGGUGAAGCCUUCUGCUCAAGGAAGUGCAGAGAAAAGGAGCAUUGUUGAUUCGGUUAAUGGAAAACCGAGCGCUGCAGAGAAAUCGGUUGAAGAAGACUGUCCUUCUACUUCUGCCGCUAAUGGAUUAGAUGGUGGCGAGAAAGGAAAGCAAGGCGGUAAGAAAGGGAGUCGGUCGAGCAGAAGGCACCUUGUGUCAUCGGUUGACCUCAAGUGCAAACUUGUUGACUUUGGUAACGCGUGUUGGACAUACAAACAGUUCACAAGCGACAUUCAAACGAGGCAGUACAGGUGUCCAGAAGUAAUCCUCGGGUCUAAGUAUUCGACAUCGGCUGAUCUCUGGUCGUUUGCGUGCAUAUGUUUUGAACUUGCCACUGGAGAUGUACUUUUCGAUCCCCAUAGUGGAGACAACUACGAUAGAGAUGAGGACCACUUGGCUUUGAUGAUGGAGCUUCUCGGAAUGAUGCCACGGAAGAUAGCAUUAGGAGGCCGCUACUCCAGAGAUUUCUUCAAUAGGCAUGGUGAUCUUCGGCACAUCAGAAGACUGCGUUUCUGGCCCAUGAACAAAGUCCUUACCGAGAAGUACGAGUUCAGUGAGCAAGAUGCUAAUGACCUGAGUGAUUUUCUUGUUUCGAUUCUUGAUUUCGUCCCCGAGAAACGACCAACUGCGUCUCAGUGUCUCUUACAUCCAUGGAUCAACUCUGGUCCUCGCGCUCUAGAACCUUCACUCUCACCUAAAGACCAAAAAUCCGAGGACAAGCUCGAUACAGAGAGAGAGAAGAGAGAGAACGAGGAGCAAGAAGCUGUGGAAGUUAAAAUGGGAAACGUUGCCAUAUCAUCCUCAGAAUCCAAACCAGGUAUGAGCAGAAGCUCCUCUCGUAAGCAAGAAAUUUAA